AUGACAGCGGUAAUACAUCCGGCGCACGCAGCAAAAGCGGAGAAGAAACGUGCAAAGUUCGUGGAACUUCUGAUUACCCACGGGAAGGUGCUGCUACAAAAGUCUCAAGGACCUCCUGAGAAGUAUAAAAAGAAGGACACUGGCAAAGAAAUUUGCGUGCAGAUGAUUGUGCAGCACGGAUCAUCCCCCAACAGACAAAACGAUCAUAUUCAGAACAACACCAAAAAAACAAUUUUGGAAGAGCAGCCUCAAUUGAUUCAGGCACAACAAGCUUACACGGUGCGACAACAAGCACAACAAGAUAAACGUCAUGAAAAAGAAAUGGAACUGUUGGUGCUAAAGAAAAAGUUAACGCUGUUGGAGAUACAACAACUAGAAAAUGAAGAACAAUGA
Molecule: messenger RNA, 393 nt
Organism: Aedes albopictus (Asian tiger mosquito)
Lineage: Eukaryota; Metazoa; Arthropoda; Insecta; Diptera; Culicidae
Exons: 2
Coding region: 1-393 (130 amino acids)
Source: RefSeq, a predicted model, not a curated record